Molecule: messenger RNA, 1731 nt
Organism: Lecanosticta acicola
Lineage: Eukaryota; Fungi; Ascomycota; Dothideomycetes; Mycosphaerellales; Mycosphaerellaceae
Source: the annotation of a GenBank genome assembly
AUGAGCGCGAUUGAGGCGCUAUACAUUUUCGACGAACACAAGUACGUAAGUAAUCGUUGAAAGCGAACCACCCUCACAUGCAUCCACUAACCCAUACACAGCCAGCUACUCUUCAACCAUGUAUACACCGGCAGACCUCAGCAACCUGGAGCGCUGCUGCCUCUGUACCUUCAGCAUGCAUCGCCGCGACCAAGCGUGAUAUACGUCACCUCCACGAACCCUCCCACUGUUUUAUUCUCCAUUCUCCAGGACAACCUACUCUUCCUGUCACCAUCUUCGAACGACACCGAGCCGCUACUCGUACUCGAAUUCCUCCACCGCAUAGCAGAUGCCUUUGAAGAGUUUUUAGGAAGCCCGCUUUUGGCCACAAAGAUUACAGCAAACUAUGACAUUGUAGCACAGGUCGCGGCCGAAAUGGCUGACGGUGGGAUAGUAUGUCAAGGAGAAGCCAAUGCUCUGAGAGACGUGGUCGAGACAGGACCUGGCGUGUUGAACAAUCUGUUUGGAAAGGUGGGCCUUCCAGGCGCGAGUCCAGCAUUACAGCCUGUAGGCUCUUCCGCCCUGCAACGACCGGCCUUUGCACAACCGCAGUCUCAGAGCAGCCAGGGCUCAGCUAUACCAUGGCGGCGAAGCAACGUCAGGCAUACGAGUAACGAGCUAUAUGUGGACAUUGUGGAAUCGCUGACCGUCACGCUGGCGCCCUCGGGAAGGCCAUUGUCAGCUUUUGCGCACGGUAGUAUUGCCUUUACGUCGAAGGUUAGCGGCGUGCCAGACUUACUACUCAACCUGUCGACAGGAGGCAAAGGCGCCGGAAUGGGAACGCGAGGUGACCAGCUACGGACAGUUAUGGAAAGAGUCGUCUUCCAUCCCUGUGUCCGACUGAACACUUGGAAGAAGGAUGGCGUUCUCUCUUUCGUUCCACCAGACGGAAGGUUCGCGCUGUGUGGAUACGACGUCGAUCUUUUAGGCCCGGAGAUACAUCUCACCACAGCAAAAUCCAACACAUCAAGUCUCAAUUUGCCCGCAAACAUCGAGGUCACGACUAGCUUGGGAGCUUCGGGCAUGGAGUUCGAAGUACGUGCAAGGCCAGACAACAGUUCUCGUUCCGCCGCUGCAGCAUCGCUUCAAUCCAAUCUUAGCUCUGGACGUCCGGGCGGUCCUUUCAAGUCGGGGUCGACAGGAGACUCCAAGUCGCCUGCUCUCGAGGAUCUCACCAUCCAUGUACCUAUUCCCCCUGCGGUUAGAAAUGUCAGCGAAAUGCGUGCCACCAAAGGGGAAGCAAACUGGAAUCCCGUGGACGGUACAGUGGAGUGGAAGAUCUCGCCGAAGGACUUCGGAGCCGCUGGUGCCACACUGAGGUGUACUGUGCAAGGCCCGCUAUCAGAUGACAAUGCCGAGAUGGGCUCUGCGGGUGUCGAUGGCAUGACUGCUACGACUUACGAUUACGAUGAGGAGCCUUCUGCGUACCAGUCGCAGCAGGUGAAGCCCAAGCCUAGCCUGUCUCCACCAAACGGCCUUGCCGCAAAUAGGAGGGCCGAAAAAAACAGGGAGCUUAUGCCCACUUCUGUUGCUCUUAGUUUUAGCGUGAAAGGUUGGUUAGCGAGCGGAUUGAAGGUGGAGAGUCUGCUGCUGGAUACGAAAAAGAGUCGUGGUCUUGGCCCAGAAGUGAAACCUUACAAGGGUGUCAAGUACCUCACAGUCAGCCGGCAAGGCGUAGAGAUGAGGUGCUGA